This is a messenger RNA of Prorocentrum cordatum, 3537 nucleotides long. Lineage: Eukaryota; Dinophyceae; Prorocentrales; Prorocentraceae. The record is from the annotation of a GenBank genome assembly.
GUAUCCGCUGAUGUGCUCAAGGCUUUCUUGAACCCCAAGGGAGAGCACGCUCUGCUGUGGGCUCGGUGGGGCGGCUGCGCUUUCGAGCAAGGGCCGUGCAGACAGGCCGUCGCGAACCCCUACGACCGCGACGCGGAGAAGGCGGCGCUGGACGCCGCGACGCUAAACGAGUACGGCCUCGACCUGCUCAAGCGUAUCAUCGCGCCGUCUCUGGGGGAUGUCAGGACAGAGGAGGACUUCCACGCCGUCCUCGCCAGGGCGCACGUGAUCGUGGUGACGGACCUCGGCGUGCAUUGGCGCGUGGCAUCCGCCAACCUGCAGGAUGGUGCAGAGUUCAUGCCGUGGCCCAACCCCAGGAGCCCCGACCUCUUCGUCAGCGAAGUGCGGGACACGACGUCGCCAGCCAUCCGCCCGCUCCCCUCAGACUACGCCGAAAAGAUGGCUUGGUCGAUUGGGUGCAUGAGCAAUGUGGUCGCGGGCCUUGACGUGCCCACUAUUGCGACUGUCCAUGUUGCUCCUAUCUUCGGCGAUGGCCCUGCGCGCGUUGUCUCCGCUGUCGGCAACGUUUCAGGGUUCGAUCCAGGCGCGGCCAGCGCUCCGCCAGCCGCCGCGGCCGCUUCGGACCAGGGCGAGCAGCUCGCGAUUUUCAAGAGCCUCGCCAAGGCGCACCACGGUGCGUUCGAGGACUUGUCCUCGCCUCUGCCAGUGAAGAGGGCGAGGGGGCUCAUGAUGGGCUGCGGCGGUCCGUUGUCACCCGUGGAUGCCGAUGAGCAGAGGGCGAUCUUCGCUUCCAUUGCCGCCUCGGCCCACGGUGAAACGAUCGACGUCGAGGAUGGCGACGGUCUGUCGGCAGAGCUCGCGCGCGUGCUUGACGAGGGGGGGCGCCGGGUGGGCAGCGUCCGGAUGCCGUGGCCAUGCAGGCUCAAUAGCCGACAUUGCACACUCAGCAAGUCGUGGAUCGCGGAGAAGAGUUUUCUCGCUCGGUUAGACGGGAUGGUGGCGACUGGCAUGGUCUGGUCUCUUGUGCUUCUCGGGCUAUCAGGCGCGUCUGGCAUGCAGCUGGCAACGAGCGGCUGGCUCGAGAACGUGGCGCAGAACGCGACGUCCGCGCGGUUCACGCGCGCGGAGUGCAGCACCUGGCAGGUGGGUCAAGGCUGCUGCACGCCACUGGGAAACACCGCGUCGGCGUGGACCUUCGCUUCUCAUGGGGUGCAUGGCACUUGGUCCAGCACCACCGCGUUCAUCCGCUUCGACUUCCAUGACGAUACGAUCUGCGGUGGCGUGGCGAAUUCCAGGCAACACGGGAGCGCAGUUCUCACCUUGAACGACGCUUCGCCCAUCGACCUGACCCUUGCGAUGACAGGCGUCGCUGAGGCCAACUUCGAAAAGUUUGAACUGUACGUGGACAACGUCCUGCGCACCACGGUGCAAGCUUCAAACGGCCACGGCGGCAGCGCAUGCCAGGUCAGCACCUGCAUCAUGUGCGAUGUCAACAUGCCCUCGCAGACAUUCUCGCUUUCAGCUGGGCCGCACACAAUCAGGGUAGAGGUUGAUUCUCUCGACGGUCUGUUCCACAGGGGCGCUUACUUCCAGAUUACCUUCGGCAAAAGCAGCCCGACGUGUGCGCCCCGCUGGGAAACCAUGGGCAACCCCGAACACGGCGCGGAACAGUACGACCGCAAGCUCGAGAACAACCGCGUGUACAAGGUUGAGUGGUGCCAGGGCGAGGCGGCGGGCAACUGGGGGCUCGCCGAGCAGCGUGCGUGGUCCAACGAGCAGCUUCGGGCGCGAGUGCGGAAACUGACGGGGGAGCUGGCCGAGAGCAACGCGGCCGAGGAGGACGCGCAGGCGAAGGGAGCUGCAGACGCGAAGGCCCUCAGGGCCUGGAAGUCCUGGUUCGAGGCUUUCUCGCGCGUGUGCGACCAGGAGCUGCCGCCGAAGGCGACGAAGCUUCUGAGGGGCUGGGCGACUUGGAGGGUCACCCACUUGAGGGCCAUCCUGCGCUUUUCUCAGGAGGGGAUGCGCAACGGCAUCGGCAGGAUGCCGCGCAGGCCGUUCCCCUUGCGCAAGAGGGGCAAGGGCAGGAUGGGCCAGCGCAGGAAGCAAGCGGAGAAGGUCGAGUACGCGCGCCACGGGAAGAGGACCGUGAAAUCCCGCAGGGAGCGCGAAACCUGGCGCCGCAAUUACGACAGCUUCCACGGGGAAACUGCGGACCAGAUGGUAGACCUGCUCCUCGAGGAUGGCGUCCUGCUUGACUGGGAAGGCCGCGCCUGCCCUCACUGCGGCGUGGGAACCUGCGGCGCGCGGGUGCAGGAUGGCAGUCGCGGCCCGCAUUGGCGACGCAACGGCGGUAGGCUGCGCGCCGAGACCGUCGACCCGUGCACCGCCCGCCCCGUCUUCAAGUCUGGCGGGGGUUGCCAUUCGUCGAGUUUGUCGACGAAGGCCGAGGUCCUCUUCUGCCUCGCGCUCGGCAUGACCACCGCCCAGAUGCACUUGCUGACAGGUGCCAGCCGCAAGAUGAUCGAGGACAUGAGCGCGGCCGCGGCAACCGCGUGGCAGAUCUACGUGGAAAAGAACGAACCCAACGUUGCCUUCGGCGACGGAGCUCAGCGGCGCUGGUUCGACGUGGAGGCGGAUGAGUCGGUCUUCCGCGCCCAGCUGUCCGACGACGGUCGUUCCAGGACGUGGGAACAGUGGGCGGGCGUCGUCGAGCGCGGGCGCCCUGAUAGCCUCGUUCUGUGGAAGACCCAGUCAGGCGGCGCCGAGGUCAUCUUGCGCUCUGACGGGGCCCGCAGCUACAAGAUGCGCGCGUCGGGGCUCGUGCGCGACCACGUCGUGCACUGCGAGAAGCGGAAGAAGAUCGACAGGAAGUGGGCUUGGUUGAGGCCAGUCUACUCGAAGGUUGUCACCCGCAAGUUGCCCGGCGUCUCCAAGAUCAGGGUAAAGGCAGGGGCGCAGAUCAUCGACCGCGCCUGGAGGUUUUUCAAAACCCUCAUUGGCACGCGCGCGGACCUCCCAGGCAGCAGGCGUCUCGCGGCUUCGGUUCGCUCGGUCCAGUUCGAGUGCUGGAACAAGGGCGAGGAUAUGUGGGCGGCCACCGCGGAUGCCAUCUGGGAGGUCGCGGGCGCGGUGCAGUCGCUGGGGCAGGUUGCGUGCGACGCCGAGGGGGGCGGCGAGCUCGCCUUUGAGGAGGCGUCGUUGAUGGUCAGCGGUAGCAAGUUAGACUACCACCCCUCGAAGUGCGUCAAGAAAGGCAGGUUGGCUUUCGCUGGUGGCCUUUCUAUCUUCGACCUUCCUCUGCUACCGAUCGCGAAUUCGAGUGCCGCGAAGUUGGUCGCUUUCGCCGACGUGGUAUCCAACUACGAGGGCCCGAUUGUCUUCGACAAGGUGCACGAGUUGUACGCACAGGGUAAGUUCAAGGACUUGCAGGCCCACAACAUCGACUACGGCCAAAACUUUCGGACGGGGUCGAUUGCGUUCCAGUUCGUGCUGGAGAAGCUCGAGGGCUAUCAAAUACGGUGGGCGCGCUCGGACAAG